CGUCGCUUUGCAAGGUUUGGAAGUGAGUGGAGUGUGUACAUGUCGUCGGAGGCAAUGUGAAUCCCACUUCGUUCAGUUAUCAGGCAGUAGCACGUGCAUCCUCCCAGAAUGCGUCGCCAUCCAGCCAGAGGUACAGCGCCGUACACUGUCAGACAAUUCAAACAGCCCUCAUGGCGCGAAAUACUCAAGCGCCCUACCGGUCUAUCAGAUGAUCUCUUGCUCGACGCACUGUUGGACCCCAGAAGCGGUUUCAAGAGCUUCCUCUCCACUUGCAGCCGCGACUGCUUAGACAUUCGUACAGCCGUCAUACUCCUGGAAAAAGCUUCUUCAUCAUCUUUGCAUUCACAGAAACUGAUGGAGCUCUUCAGCGCUGUUGCAUUUUCUGAGUCAUUCAUGCUUUUCCAGUUACCCUUGCUGUUUUCAGACUGCAAGGCUAAAGCGGGGCGGGAUAAUGUCGAUGUUCUUCAGAAGUCGAUCUCGCUGCUGACUCGUCUUCAAGCCUCACUUCCAGCAACGACAGCGCAGCAUCUGGUAACACUUUUGCCAUUAGUAACGGACCUCGUGACUUCCAUGGAAGGAACGUUGCCGAAGGAACUCGGAGCUGCAAUUUCCGAGCUGGAAGCUAUGAAGGAUUCCUUCCUGGCAGAAACACACGCAAGGGAGAUGGUAAAGCAGGAACGGUUGCACGCAUUGUCGCCACCGGACAACUUCAGGGAUGUUCCCGUGAUACCACUACUGUCUGAAUUGGUCGCCUCCACGAAGCCAUUCUUGAGGCCGAACAUCGUCCGUGGAGCUUACGCUGACAUCGACCAUUACUUGGAUGUCCAGUACAGACUUUUGAGAGAGGAUUUCGUGCGGCCAUUGCGUGAGGGGAUGCAGAAGCUCCUUCGAGCAGGCAUGGAGGUCAGGCACAUCGAUGGCAUUAACGUUUACAGCAACGUUGAGGUAGGAGAGUCUGACAUCACAAGGGGUGGCAUUGUGCAUGAACUCCUGUUCAACGCCUCUGCUUUUCGAAGGGUCAACUGGGAAAGGACAAAACGGUUCAUGAACGAUAACUUGAUUUGUUUGUCGAACGACGGCUUCCAGACUAUCUUCUUCGCUACGGUGAAAGGGCGAGAUCCCGAGAAGUUGAAAGUAGGAAGACUCACUGUGAUGUUCGAGGAUCAUUUUGUUGAGACUAUUAUCUGGAACCGCUACACUAUGGUGGAAACGCAAAUAUACUUUGAAGCGUACAAGCACAACCUUGUGGCGAUGCAGGCUAUUCGUGCAGGUUCGUUGCCCUUCUGCCAGUAUAUCGUACAAGCAACUCCCGAAGUAAGUAGUCCAGCGUACAUGGAUGGGAAUACGACGUACGACAUAAGUCCUCUGUGUAAAAAAUCAUCCCAGCCGAGGCCUGUAACCGUUUUGGACGAGAAUCAAUGGCCAUCUCUCGAAGACCUUCAGCUUGAUGCAUCUCAGCUGGCUGCUGUGAAGAUGGCUCUGCUCAAGGAAUUUUCGGUAAUCCAGGGCCCACCAGGCACUGGGAAGACUUACAUCGGUCUGAAAAUUGUGGAGGUGCUUCUAAGGAACAUCAACGUGUGGCGAAGAGACAGCCUUCCUAUUCUCGUUGUCUGCUACACUAAUCAUGCUUUAGACCAGUUCCUGGAAGGAAUACUGAGAACAACUCGUCACAUUGUACGUAUUGGUGGGAGAUGUAGCAGCAGUUCCUUGGCGCCAUUUACGCUGUUUAAUAAACGGACGGAAAAGGCGAGACUUGGCUAUGAGGUUCGAGAGAAACAUACAGAAUUGCAGGAGAGCCUCCAAGCUUUGUCAACAGCAAUGUCUGCAAUAUAUACCGUAAGCUGCGGGUAUGUUGACCUCGAGAGGCACAUGUCACGUCGUGUACAGGACAGCUUUAGGAGGCGUCCUUACGCUGUUGCUAAGGGAUUUGGAUCCUGGCUUGAGCUCGACGCCUUGAAAAGGGAGUUCACGGAUCAGUUUGUUCACAGAACACAGGAUGAAAAACCACAAGACGAACUUGGAGAGGGCGACAUUGAGGAAGAGUUCGACGAAGAUCUUGAAACAGAUCGAUACGAUGAUGGUGAACUCUUCCGCGAAACCGGAUCUACUGCCGCAAUCAGGCCCACUGUAGCAAACAGUGCAGAGUUUGAGAAGGAGCAUGAAUGGUACCUUCACUUAUACGGGCUAGUGUCUGCUGACGAUAAGGCUCUUGAUGAUUAUGAAGUAAGUAACGUAUGGAAGCUCCCUGUCGAAGAACGUUGGAAGCUCUACCGGUACUGGGCAUCAGUGGCUAUACAAGGCAUGCAGGGAGAUGUGGCAGAGGCCAGAGCUGGUGUGGCUGAAAUCAAAAGGGUGAUGGAGGACGAGCAGCUGAAGGUCGAUCUUGGUGCCCUCAGUAACGCUCUUGUUGUUGGAGCAACCACGACGGGAGCGGCAAAAAAUCGUGCUUUGAUCCAACGUUUGCAGCCAACAAUAGUCGUCGUGGAAGAGGCGGCAGAAGUGUUGGAAGCGCACGUGGUCACAAGUUUGGCCGCGACUACGCAGCACCUGAUCCUGAUCGGUGACCACAAACAACUAAGACCUUCGAGCGCUGUCUAUGAGCUUGCAACGCGGUAUAAGAUGGAGGUCUCACUCUUCGAGAGGAUACUGACUAAUGGCAUGGCUUGUCAACAGCUUGAGGUCCAGCACAGAAUGCGACCAGAAUUCACAAAGUUGCUUGUUCCUCACUUCUACGAGAAGCUAGAAAACUUCCCCAGUGUUGAACGCUAUGAGAACAUUAGAGGCUUGGACAGCAAUAUAUUCUUCAUGACUCACAAAGUAUUUGAGGCCGACGAGGCUGACACAAAGAGUCACACAAACGUUCACGAAGCCAGUUUUGUGGUCUGUCUCGCCGAGUACCUCCUGAACCAGGAAUACGACCCGGCUCAUAUUACGAUCCUAACACCAUACAACGGCCAAAUGUUUAUCCUCAAGGACUUGGCCAAAAACAGAGCUUGUCGCGAUGUUCGCAUCACAGUGGUAGAUAAUUUCCAAGGGGAAGAAAACGACAUCAUUAUCCUGUCCCUUGUUCGUUCCAACCCCGAAAAAAAGGUCGGUUUCGUGAAAAUACCAAACCGCGUUUGCGUUUCCCUCUCCCGGGCCAGGAAAGGACUGUACUGCAUAGGAAACUUCGACAUCAUUGGUCAGUCUAGCGAAAUAUGGAAGAACAUUAUGAAGAAGCUGCAAGGCCUACAUGCGAUUGGACCCGAGUUACGACUGCGCUGCCGGAACCACCCGGAGACGGUAACCGCCGUGAAAACAGCGGACGACUUUGCGAAGGUUCCAGAAGGUGGUUGCGGCAUACCCUGUACGGUUCGCUUGGACUGCGGCCACUCCUGCGGCUUGCUCUGCCACGGAUACGACAGGUUCCACGAGGAGUUCAAGUGCAAAAAGCGCUGCGAGAGGAAGUGCCACAACGGGCACGGCUGCAAAUUGCUGUGUUCCGAAAAAUGCGGGAAAUGCACCGUACCUGUUCUCACACAAUUCCAGCCCUGUGGCCAUUCGGGCGAGGUCGCUUGCCACAAAACACUUUCAGCACGUUGCCCAUUGCCGUGCGAAAAGGUAUUUGAAUGUGGCCACAAAUGCCCCAGGGUAUGCAGCCAGCAGUGCGAGAGUCCCUGUCGGACUGUCGUAACCGUAAAGGGCGAGUGUGGUCAUGACGUAAGCCUGGAGUGUCACUCAGCGAGGAUGGGUCGCGUGAGUGACUGGUGCAAGGCACCGUGCGAAAAGACGCUUUCGUGCGAUCAUCGUUGUUUGCAAGCAUGCAGGCAAGUUUGUCGUUGCACUACGUUAGUAACGGCUACAGGAAAAUGCGGACAUGAAUGUGAAGUUCCUUGCGACAUGUCCAAAAGCCCUAAUAUGAUCACCGUAUUAUACUGUGAUCAUCCUUGCGAAAAAACUCUAGAGUGCGGGCAUCGCUGUCUCCUAAAAUGUCGAGAAAGUUGCACUAGUAAUUGUGAAGUUGUAGUAACAGUAGACUGCAAAUAUGGCCAUCGAGACAAAGUUCCAUGCUUCAUGUCAGAAGGCUAUCGUUGUAAGAAGGAGUGUAGCAAGACGUUAGACUGCGGCCACCCAUGCAGAAAAAUGUGUUUUGAGGACUGUGGAAUAGUGUGCCACGAAAUCGUACAAAUUAGGCUUGCCUGCGAACACCUCGUUGAGGCCGAAUGCAGCGAGCAAAGCUGGAUCAUGAAGCAGCCAUGCGCGGCAACGGUUACGGUAAAAUGUGCGUUGGAUCAUGCUGUACGUGUCCUCUGCGCCUCUGCCAACAACGUCGCCGCUAUCCAAAUGCUCUGUGAGGCUGGUUGUUCGAGGCUACUACCCUGUGGUCACCAGUGCGCACUUAAGUGCAAAGAGAUAUGCAACACCGCACCUUGUAAGAUAACGACUUUUGUAGACCUGCAAUGCGGUCAUAGAGCAUCCGUUCCUUGCCACGUGAAAUUCGCCCUUGAAUCUUUGAAGGAGACACAAGAUGAACUCAAAGCAUUUUACAUCAAGCACAAAAAUGUGCUGACAUGCAACGAACAAGUACAGGUGACCUGCAAAGCAGGACAUAAGAUAAAAGUACCGUGUUCUGUUGGGGAUGCCGGCAAAGUAGUACCCACGUCCCGCUGUAACGCUCCUUGCAACGUCACUCUUCCUUGUGGCCAUCUAUGUGAUUCUGCUUGCUCCAAAUGUGCUGAGGUAAAGGACCAUCCGCCGUGUACCAAGCGCUGCCAGAAGACACUACCAUGCGGGCAUCCCUGCACGGACACGUGCACGCAGCCCUGUACAGUAUGCAACGAACGCUGCUUGUUGCUAUGCAUCCACAGACCUUGCGGCCUUCCUUGUGGCUAUCCCUGCCUCCCGUGCUGUCUGCCCUGUCGAUGGAAAUGCGAGCACGCUCAGUGCACCGUUACAUGCUCGGAGCCGUGCAACAGACAGCCGUGCAGCGAGCCCUGUCCGAAGGAGCUUCCGUGCAAACACCCUUGCUUAGGAUACUGCGGUGAGCCGUGUCCGAACGUGUGCGAGGUUUGCAAACGGUCUAAACAUUUCAAGGAUGUCAAGGGUGAUGUUCGCUUCGUUCUUCUGCUUGACUGUGGCCAUUCUGUGCCAGACAACAUCCUGUCGAAGCUAUUCGAAGAGGCCAGGAGGGACCAAACUGGUCCAGUGCAGUGCCCGAUAUGCAAACGCAAGGUUACAUUCAGUUUCAGGUACGGCACAUUCGUCCGGGAGUACAUGGAAACGAUCAACAAGGAGAAGAUGCUCAUCUACGACCGUGCCGCAAAACCCGAUGCGAUCGCAAUCCCUGAGACGGAAAAAGUUGGCGGUGCAACUGCAACCAGGUUAUUUCAACGGCGUUUGAACGACAGAGUGAACAGAAGAAGAGGCAUGGACAGAAGACGGGGAGACAGAAGACGUGGACUCACAGCGACUCCCUCGCGUCCAAGAUCCUGGCGACCAAACCAGAGGGACACGCCGUACAGCGAUGGAGUACCAGGAGGAAGCCAAGCGGAGUACAACGGACAUAUGGACAACGCCUUUGACGCGUAUGACGCGUCUGACUAUUGGAUGUAACGUCCAUGGCCUGUGGAGAACACGUGGUCAGCCUCCUAAUACUCAGUGUUCGCGCUUUUCAGCGUUGGCCCCUCUUGCCAGUGGUGCUACGGCCGCGGUACCUAUGGUAGAAGGUCAACGAAAUGGCGUUUCUGAAAGAGGUGGCUUCAGCGGAAGGCCACCUGGUUGGGGAACAGGUGGUCGUGGUAGGGGGUCGCAUGGUGGUAGAAGGGUUUCAUAGUGCACGUGCUUGUGGUUUUACGUGUAAAGUUUUUCAUGAUAGGCACUUGGCUUAGUUGACGCCGAGCACUGACUACCUGUAUGCACAAUUAAGGCUCUCGGUUUUCUGCUGCGGCAAAUUCAAAAUUCUGCGGCGCCGACUUGUAAAUUCCGCGAUUUUCCGCGGCGUGCAGUCAACGGCUCCUUGAAACGGGAAAAACUUUAUUUUCUUGGAUAAUGCGGGAAGAAAAAAAAUAUUUUAUAAAAUUACAGAUACAAGAUACAGAUACUGUUGUGACUCAGCAUUACAUACAUGAUAUCUUAUGUUCCCCUCUGAUGCGGUCUGUCGCCUACAGUGUCGACAAAGUUUAUAGGAAAGAGUUUACAAUAUAUGACUUGGGGAAGUCACGUUUUUAGGACGCCAUUUUUUGUUCCUGGGCCGUAGACAUUAUUUUAAGAGUCUUAACUUUUCGAAGGCAACUUCCGGUACAUCAAUUCAAAAUCGCCCACUGCUACCGCUAAACUGCACACGGGAGGGACUCUUCCCCUUCCUGAGGCGAAAUAUGCACAAUAACAUUGGGCUAGCGUUGUCUCAUGCUUAACAACAAUCUGUCUGUGUUUGUCCUGCAGCAUGCACCAUAACGUAAAGCAGGCUUCACCUCAUGCAAUGAAGCGUCAGGUGAAGCCCACUUUCGGGGGGUGUCGUUCGUAUUCGGCGAAUAGUCGAAUAUCCGGGAAGUCGGGUAUUGGGUAUUCGUUUCGCGAAUCGAAUACUUGGAGUGAUUGAUAUUCGAUACGAAUUCGGAAGCACGAAUCUCCGCACAAGCCUAAAAAUCAGGGAUUCCGUGAAAUUCUGCGCCAAACGAAGGAUUCCGCGACUAAUUCCGCGAAAUUUCGCGGAAAACCGAGGGCCUUAAUGCAUAAUGCGGGCGCAAGCUUGACCAAGCACAGGACGUGUUUUACAUGUUGUUUCCGCAAAUCAGUUGAGAGGAGAUUUGUAGUUGAAUAAACUAUAGAGUUCCA
Messenger RNA from Ornithodoros turicata, 6813 nucleotides. Its product is annotated as NFX1-type zinc finger-containing protein 1-like. Gene Ontology annotation, biological process: regulatory ncRNA-mediated heterochromatin formation. The record is from RefSeq and is a predicted model, not a curated record. Gene Ontology annotation, molecular function: helicase activity; zinc ion binding. Bases 109 to 5592 code for a protein of 1827 amino acids. The transcript is spliced from 3 exons. Gene Ontology annotation, cellular component: nuclear RNA-directed RNA polymerase complex; nucleus. Lineage: Eukaryota; Metazoa; Arthropoda; Arachnida; Ixodida; Argasidae.